This is a messenger RNA of Salarias fasciatus (jewelled blenny), 744 nucleotides long. RefSeq names its product transcriptional and immune response regulator a (gene tcima). The record is from RefSeq and is a predicted model, not a curated record. Lineage: Eukaryota; Metazoa; Chordata; Actinopteri; Blenniiformes; Blenniidae. Bases 158 to 460 code for a protein of 100 amino acids. The transcript has a single exon. Gene Ontology annotation, molecular function: Notch binding. Gene Ontology annotation, biological process: endothelial cell activation involved in immune response; negative regulation of Notch signaling pathway. Gene Ontology annotation, cellular component: cytosol; nucleus.
CGGCUCUCCUCUGAGCUGCGCACUUAUCGCUCCAAGAGCCGCUCCGGGCACAGCAGCGACGCACCGAGCGACGCACCGCCUCCGAGAGCAACGCGCCGCAGUUUGGAGGGGCGAAAGGCAAACAAAGCCACAACAGCCGAGACAGAAAAGACGAGAGAUGUCUUCCUACGUGUCCUCCGAGUGCCGCCGGGUCAGCCCCUCCGUCCACGGCAACAAGUUCGACACGGCGCACCGCAAGAAGGCCGUGGCCAACAUCUUCGAGAACGUCAACCAGGACGCGCUGAUGAGGCUCUUCCAGAAAACGGGCGACAUGAAGGCGGAGGAGCGGGUGAGGAGCAUCUUCUCCUACACCCAGGACCCGGAGGAGACGGCCCGGGCGCUCAUGGCUCUCAAGCAGCGCAAGAAGGACAAGUUCCUGCAGAUCGCCGGGAUGCUGCGGCAGCUGCUCAAGAUGCGCUGAGCGCGCCCGCGGCCGGGCUUCUCACCGCCUGUGUCCUUUCUGCCGGCUCCCGCGUGAGCCCAGUAUGAAAACACUCCCACUGUGACUGGGUCCAGGCCGCCACGCGCGGCCCUGUUCCCCGGAGGAGCGGCGGCAGGUGCGGAGGAGAGCGCACCUCCAGCCGGGAGCGCGCCCGGAGCGCAGCGUAUCGUAGCAUGCACACGCGCCGCAGCCGUGCGCCUCAUGGACGGAGGCCACAGCAUGGAGCUGACUGGGAAUAAUGAAGGGAAUACAUGUCUUCCCCC